AUGCCUACAUAUCCCAUCCGUCGUCGGCCGCGUGAAUGUAAAACCUGCCUUCCGUGCCGUGCCAGCAAGGUCCGCUGCGAUCGCAACGUGCCGUGCAGCAACUGUGUCAAGCGCAACUUCACCUGCUCCUACGGUCGUCCUCCCCCGACGGCUCCCAGGCCAUCCUCCUUCAUCCCCGACCACUUCGCCUCCGCCGCCCCAACCCCUGCGACGAAUACGAAUACGCCCCAAUUCAUCCCCCCCGCGUCAUACCUGUCUACCGCCGCCAGUGACGCCUACGGGCCUGACCCGGGCUCGGUGAGCUCCGCCAAUCAGGAGGGAAUACCGGAUAUUGUCACGCUGUCGCAGGAGGAAUGGGACGAGAUAAACUCGAAGAUGCGUACGAUGGAACAGAUCCUGACGAGUCUGGGGUCUCUCUUCCAAACGCAUGCGGCACGGAAAGGCGCCGAGCCCCAGACAGACGUAUCCCAUACGGAGGAAGACGCCUCGCCCGCUUCGGAAGGCGUCUAUGGGCCAACUACGAUGAAGACGGGGUCGGUCCACAUAGGGUCGCGGUCGGCGUUGGUGGACAUUCUCGACAAGUCGAAAGUCUCCGAGGAUACGGCCCAGGCGCUGCCGAAGGACGACCUUCUCACGGAGCUGGCGUUGGGGAACGAAUCCGCCGCCUAUCCCUUUGUUGAUCUGUGGUCGUCAGAUCCGUAUACGUUCAACAUCGCAGGUGUAUGCAACGUGUUGCCCGAUGACGAGCAAUGUCGAAAACUCCUAAAAUUCUAUCGAGACACUGGCGCAGUGUUGUACCCGGUCCUGCCAGACCUUGCUAGGUUGGAAGACAGCAUGAACAGAUUGCUGCAAGGCCGAGAAGCAGCGGGCGGUGUAUAUCGGCCGGAUGCUAAUGGCAUGGUGAAGCCGUUCGGCAUGAGUGUUUCCUUCCUGAGCCUUCUAUUUGCCGUUUUAGCGUCCGGGUCCCAGCUAUCUGAUAUGCCCGGGAAAGAGCGGGAGUUGACUUCGUGGGUAUACGUGUCUUGUUCUUACCAUUGCCUGCGCAUGUUGAACUAUGUGUCCCAGCCGUCCGUGGAGGUGAUCCAGACCCUGUUGGUCAUUGGCAGUGUCUUGUCCUAUAACAUGAAUGCGGGGGCGUCCUACACGCUGCUUGGAAUGACGGAGCGAAUGUGUAUGGUCCUGGGCCUUCAUGUGGAAACAUCGGGGUUUUCGCGCACUGCGCAAGCAGCGCGGAGGCGCGUAUGGUGGGCGAUGGCCUUUCAGAACAGCCACUUUUCCUUGGCGUACGACCGACCGUCCAUCACGAUGAUCAACCAGCCGGAGAUUCCGUAUGACCCCAAAUCCAUGCCCGGGCAUCGAGGAUAUUUCGAGACCCUCUGCCGGAUUAUUUCCGUGAUACUGGAGAUGCUCCGGGGCCUGAUGUUCACGCACCACUCGCACCUGCGAUACCACGAGAUUCGAGACUAUAAGCAACGCAUAGAACGGAUCACCGCCGAGGCUGCACCGCAUCUGCGAUUUCCGGAGCGCUGCAGCACUCCCGCGGAACAUAUCGAACGGACCGAACUGCGACUCCACUCCUCGUAUUUCAUAUCCCUCAUGUGCCGAGUGUCGUUGGAUCCGGAUGUACAGAUGGAUGACCAGCGUCGAGAAAUCGUUCGCGAAGAUUGCCUGACCAAUCUGAUCAACACGAUCGAGGCGUUCAUCGAGCUGCACUCCAUCAAUUCGCACGCGUCGCGCACGUGGAUCAGCCUGCAACGGACGAUCGCGUGUGCGUUCCUUUUGGUAGCGAAUAACAAUGAGCAACUGCACCCGCAGACCUGGGACCUGAUCCAGAAACUGGAGGUGGUCUUGUCGGACCACGUGCAUGCCGAUGGGGAAUCCGACGACAGCACGCGGACCGACUCGGCCAGGCAUCUGUCGUCGUCCCUCCGUGCGCUCCGCGAAGUCAGCGCCGCGUUUCGCGCGCGCAAAAAGCGCAACCGGCUGGCGCCCCCGGAGCCGAUCCACACCACGCCGAGCCUUUCCCCGGCAACGGUGUUCACGUCGCCGUCCUCGACCAGCUUUGGGCCGGUGCCGGCCUACGCCGCCGGGUACAGCGUUUCGCCGGACGGCCACAUUGGCAACAUUCUCAACCAGGUUUCGGAUGUAAUGCUCUUCCCGAACAUGGGCACGGGGAACGCCUGA
Molecule: messenger RNA, 2184 nt
Organism: Aspergillus heteromorphus CBS 117.55
Lineage: Eukaryota; Fungi; Ascomycota; Eurotiomycetes; Eurotiales; Aspergillaceae
Product: cellobiose response regulator
Exons: 5
Coding region: 1-2184 (727 amino acids)
Biological process (GO): regulation of DNA-templated transcription; DNA-templated transcription
Molecular function (GO): DNA-binding transcription factor activity, RNA polymerase II-specific; zinc ion binding; carboxy-lyase activity
Source: RefSeq, a predicted model, not a curated record